AUGGAUAUGGAUGAGAUUUUAGAUUUUGGGGAGGAUGCUGUCACAGAUGUUGACUCAAAGCUGAAGAUCUUAAAAUUUGAUUAUAGUUGGGCUGAUGCCGUUGAAGAGCAUGAGAGGCUAAAGGAGACGCAAAAGCAGCAAGAAGAAAUGGAAAGAAUGCUAAAUAAAGAGAUUACAGGAGAAGAAACUGGAAACAAAAACAUUGACAAGAGCAGAGAAGAAACAGUUCUCAAUUUUGGAGAUGAACCGGUUAGAGAUUGGAGAACAAAGCUCCAGAUUUUAAAAUUCGACUACUCCUGGGCUGAGAGGGUAGAAGAGGAGGAGAAGAGAAGAAAUGAGGGAGCAAAUGUUGUAGAGCGGAGUUUUAACUUGGAGAAAAACCGACUUGAUCAGACUCGUAGAAGUAGACAGCAGAUACAUGCUGUCAAACCAACAUCAAAAGAACAAAAAAAUAAUGUGCAAAAAUAUAACAAGAAAGAACUUCCUAAUGAGGGACAACAGAAUAUAAAACUCGAGGUUGUCACGAAGGACGAGAAUUCAGAAGAACUGGAGUUAGCACAUGUUCAAGUUGUCACUGGAGGAAAGAAUUCAGAAAAGUUGGAGAUAGUACAUGCACAAGUUGUCACGGAGGAAAAACAUUCAGAAGAGCUGAUGUUAGCACCUGCACAAGUUGUCAUGAAGGAAAAACAUUCAGAAGAGCUGGCGUUAGCACCUGCACAGGUUGUCAUGGAGGAAAAACAUUCAGAGGAGCCGGAGUUAGCACCUGCACAAGUUAUCACAGAGGAAAGGCAUUCAGAAGAGCUGGAGUUAGCACAUGCACAAGUUGUCGCAGAGGAAAGACAUUCAGAAGAGCUGGAGUUAGCAAAUGCACAAGUUGUCACGGAGGAAAGACAUUCAGAAGAGCUGGAGUUAGCAAAUGCACAAGUUGUCACGGAGGAAAGACAUUCAGAAGAGCUGGAGUUAGCACAUGCACAAGUUGUCACGGAGGAAACACAUUCAGAAGAGCUGGAGUUAGCACCUGCACAAGUUGUCACGGAGGAAAAACAUUCAGAAGAGCUGGAGUUAGUACAUGCACAAGUUGUCAGAAAGGAAAAACAUUCAGGAGAGCUGGAGUUAACAGUAGAGCAAAGUCCUUCAGAUAUCACAGAUUCACUGAAAGCACCGACACAAACUACAGAGAAGAAGAUAGCAUAUUCAGAGAGUGAUGAAUUUCUUAAACAAGAUCACCCAGAAAAUGAGACUCUAUCCAGACAGGAAGCAGAGAAAAAUAAGGUGGCAGUUAAGCAGAAAGUUAUAGAAGAUCAGAAGGAAACAGAUCCAGAGAGUUGUGAGGGAGGAAGGAAACAGGAGAGUCCAGACAUCAGGAAGAUAACAGUUAUACAAGAGCUUCUGAAGGACAACAAAAGUAGUGAAGACAAUAGCGAUGAUGAUGAUGAUGAUGAUGAUGAUGAUGAUGGACUGUUUGGGCCUAGAAAACUCUUCUUAUUUAGUGUAGAUUAUUUUAAGGUCGACGAAAAAUUUGUCUGGUAA
Saccostrea echinata is the source of this 1530-nucleotide messenger RNA. RefSeq names its product glutamic acid-rich protein-like. The record is from RefSeq and is a predicted model, not a curated record. Bases 1 to 1530 code for a protein of 509 amino acids. The transcript has 9 exons. Lineage: Eukaryota; Metazoa; Mollusca; Bivalvia; Ostreida; Ostreidae.